AAGCAAUUCAAGAAGGACCUGGAUAAAAUGUUCGAUCGCUGCGCCUGAAAAGAUCGAGCCUGAAAUACUUAUUGAAUCAACGCAACCCGAAGCCGGAAUUGUAGAAACCUUUGCAAAAAUAAUUAAAGCAAAAUUAAAUGAAGAAAGAAAAUAUCGAAUAUAUCGAGAUUUAUUUAAUCAUUGCGACCGAACUCGAAAAAUGUGA
Funneliformis mosseae is the source of this 205-nucleotide messenger RNA. The record is from the annotation of a GenBank genome assembly. NCBI's taxonomy places the organism in Eukaryota, Fungi, Glomeromycota, Glomeromycetes, Glomerales, Glomeraceae.